This is a messenger RNA of Diceros bicornis minor, 427 nucleotides long. RefSeq names its product ral guanine nucleotide dissociation stimulator-like. Gene Ontology annotation, biological process: positive regulation of GTPase activity; Ras protein signal transduction. Gene Ontology annotation, molecular function: guanyl-nucleotide exchange factor activity. Lineage: Eukaryota; Metazoa; Chordata; Mammalia; Perissodactyla; Rhinocerotidae. Bases 77 to 427 code for a protein of 116 amino acids. The transcript has 3 exons. The record is from RefSeq and is a predicted model, not a curated record. Gene Ontology annotation, cellular component: plasma membrane.
CAAGAACCUUCUGAGGGAGGAGAAGCCUGACUUCUUGGAGUUCCCUCCCCAGCUGGUGGCAGAGCAGUUGACACUGAUGGAUGUGGAGCUCUUCAAGAAAGUGAUGCCCCAUGACUUCCUGGACUCCAUCUGGUCCCAGUGGGACAACAGGGCCAAUGAGCACCUUGCACCCAAUAUCCAUGCCACCAUGACCCACUUUAGCAGAGUGGUCAAAUGUGUCUUCACCACCUGCCUCGGGGACCCGAGCAUGACGGCCCAGGACAGGGCCAGGGUGGUGGAGCUCUGCAUCCAGGUGGCCAAGAAGUGCCAAGGCCUGAGGAACCUGUCUUCACUCCAUGCCAUCCUCUGGGCAAUGCAGAGCCCCUCCAUUCAGCGUUUAAAAAAGACAUGGAGAUGGGUGUCCAGGUGGGUAGGCCUCUCUCCAUGA